Molecule: messenger RNA, 1425 nt
Organism: Chrysochloris asiatica (Cape golden mole)
Lineage: Eukaryota; Metazoa; Chordata; Mammalia; Afrosoricida; Chrysochloridae
Product: protein lifeguard 1-like
Exons: 10
Coding region: 1-1425 (474 amino acids)
Cellular component (GO): membrane
Source: RefSeq, a predicted model, not a curated record
AUGGACUUAGAGGUCAGUGAGCCAAUAGAUUUUAGUUCUGGAGAUCAUCUACAUCUAGUUCGGAAAACAGCAGAUAAUGAAAAUGUCCAGUCCAAAUCUCAUCAGCAGAACCCUUCAUCUUCAGCUGGGCAGCGAGAAACUCCUGGGAAUCCUAAAUCAAAGACUGGUGAGCGAUCAGAUGUCUAUGUGGUACAAAUUUCAGAUGAGAGCACGCCAGAGGACAGCAGUACAAAUCAGAACAGCCCAUUCUCAGAUGCAUCGGUUCGCAAAGCUUUCAUUAGGAAAGUAUUCCUUCUCCUGACAGUACAGUUGCUUAUCACCACGGCAAUUAUCAGCAUGUUCUUUUUCUGGAAGGGUUUAAAGGUUUGGAUACUCCUGAAUGCCUGGUUUACCUAUGCACUCUUACCAUUAUUUUUUGUUGUACUUUUUAUACUGGCUUGCUGUGGGGAUAUCCGGCGUCAGGUGCCUGCAAACUACGUUCUCCUGGGAAUAUUCACAAUUCUUCAAGGUCUGCUGCUAGGAACCGUAACAGUUUUCUAUAAUGCCGAAGAAGUGUUAUGGGCAACAGGAGCCACUGCUCUGGUGACAUUAGCACUCACUUUAUUUGCUCUACAAACAAAAUUGGAUUUUACCUUGCUAAAUGAAGUGCUGUUUGUUUCUCUCAUUGUACUAAUGAUCUAUGGACUUCUCCUCAUCUUUAUACGAUCAUAUUGGCUGCAUCUAUUGUAUGCUGGACUUGGAACUGUGAUCUUCUCAUUAUACCUGGUGAUGGAUGUGCAGCUGAUGGUGGGCGGGCGCCACCAUCAUUCUAACCUGGAUCCUGAAGAGUAUGUUUUUGCCACUUUGAACAUCUACUUGGACAUCAUCAACCUUUUUCUUUUCAUUUUGCAGUUGAUUGGACUGGCACGGUCAGACAGUGAAGAAUUCUGUACUUCCCAACACCUCUUUACCCAUCUCCUACCAGAUUCCGGGGAGUCUUCUCAUAGUCCUGAACCUGGUUCCCUGGUUACUUGUCCAGAAAAUCUUACCUGUCAUCAUCCCACCUUUGCUGCCCAAACUGUCAGGUCUGGGAUUUACCCUACCAGCAAGUCAACCUAUUGCAAUUUCAUGGAUGCUGACAGAAGACACAAACUUCCAGGGUCAGAGGCAAAUGGCUUAACACUCAUGGCACGGCAGCAGCAAGGGCGUCAACUUACUGUGUUGGUCUCCCUCCCCAGCUUCACCGGGGAAUGCAAUCGGCCCAAAUGUAUGCCAAACACACAAUGGGUUUGUGUUGCAGCUGAGGAACACCAUGCAGGAGGAAAAUACUGCUUUUAUAGCAAACAGUUACUAAGACUGCUCUUUGUCCUCAAAGUUCCUGGCUACAUAAACCCAGGUAAAACUGUGGUCAGGGCCUUUCAGUCUUCCAACACCCAAGAUGUGUAG